Messenger RNA from Pygocentrus nattereri (red-bellied piranha), 3991 nucleotides. RefSeq names its product IMP (inosine 5'-monophosphate) dehydrogenase 1a (gene impdh1a). Gene Ontology annotation, molecular function: IMP dehydrogenase activity. Bases 499 to 2379 code for a protein of 626 amino acids. The transcript is spliced from 16 exons. The record is from RefSeq and is a predicted model, not a curated record. Gene Ontology annotation, biological process: GTP biosynthetic process. NCBI's taxonomy places the organism in Eukaryota, Metazoa, Chordata, Actinopteri, Characiformes, Serrasalmidae. Gene Ontology annotation, cellular component: cytoplasm.
GAGAGAGAGAGAGACAGAGAGAGAGAGAGAGAGAGAGAGAGAGAGAAAUACAUGCUCCUGCACUCCAGAUAUAUUAGUGUUUUGUUUUUGUCCUGCUCUGCUACUGGUUCCUCGUGCAUAACCAGCCAUUUUGUAGUGGUGAAGUGACACUUUAUUUGAAGACAGCAGGUCUUAGAAGAACAAGAGUUCUCCUGAAACGUCUCUGCAGAGCUCUACUUAGGUUUACCAAGAUAAGCCCUACCAAGCAGCCCUGUUUAGUUUUGGAGGAAGCCACUUGCAGCACUGGAUGAUGCUGCAUGGGACAAGCCUGUGACUGUGCCCUUCUACUAAAAGGCAUUUUUUGAGGAACGAACUUGUGUGUGAGUCUGUGAAACUUCAGCUUGACCAGUUGGUGAAUGCACAAUCAACAGCGCAGCAGCUGGUGUGUGUUGAGGCUCUGGGGGUCAGCUGGGUUGGGGCAGGGCCACAGUGGAGGAGAACACGCUGGAUUUCUCUGGGAUGGAGGGCCAUGGCUAUGAUCGUUACAUGGAUGGGGAACAUGACAGCUAUCAGAUCGACUACCGCCGCAUCGUGGGGGACACAGAGCCGGCCAGGCCUCGGCUGAGCCCCCGAGACCAAGACCACCACUUCCAUGGCCCGUUCGGACACAACACACCCCACGGGCAUGGCCACGGGCAUGAAACAGCUGCCCAGCGCUACAGCGCCACACGGAUCCAGGCCGGCUAUGAGCCAGAGAGUAUGGCUGAUUACCUGAUCAGUGGAGGAACAGGCUAUGUGCCCGAAGACGGACUCACUGCCCAGCAGCUCUUCGCUAUAGGAGACGGUCUCACAUACAAUGAUUUCCUAAUCCUGCCUGGGUUCAUUGACUUCACCUCUGAUGAAGUGGAUCUGACCUCUGCCCUGACUCGGAAGAUAACCCUGAAGACCCCUCUCAUUUCUUCUCCUAUGGACACUGUGACCGAGUCCUCCAUGGCCAUUGCUAUGGCUCUCAUGGGUGGGAUUGGGAUCAUCCAUCACAACUGCACUCCAGAAUUCCAAGCAAAUGAGGUUCGGAAAGUUAAGAAAUUCGAGCAGGGUUUUAUCACAGAUCCAGUUGUGAUGAGUCCCAGGCACACGGUGGGGGAUGUAUUUGAGGCCAAGGUCCGGCAUGGCUUCUCCGGAAUCCCCAUUACAGAAACUGGCAAGAUGGGCAGCAAGCUGGUGGGCAUCGUUACAUCACGAGACAUCGACUUCCUCUCAGAGAAGGACUAUGACAGACCGUUAGAAGAGGCGAUGACAAAGAGGGAAGAUUUAGUAGUUGCACCAGCAGGUGUUACGCUAAAAGAGGCCAAUGACAUCCUGCAGCGCAGCAAAAAAGGUAAGCUGCCCAUCGUGAAUGACAGUGAUGAGCUGGUUGCUAUAAUUGCCCGCACUGAUCUGAAGAAGAACAGAGACUAUCCUCUGGCCUCCAAAGACUCCCGUAAACAGCUGCUGUGCGGCGCCGCUAUUGGUACCCGUGAGGAUGACAAGUACCGGCUGGAUCUGCUCAUGCAGGCAGGAGUGGACGUGGUAGUGCUGGACUCAUCUCAGGGAAACUCAGUGUUUCAAAUCAGUAUGAUCAACUAUAUUAAACAGAAAUACCCUGAGCUACAGGUGGUGGGGGGCAAUGUUGUAACAGCAGCCCAGGCUAAGAAUUUAAUUGAUGCUGGUGUGGAUGCUCUCAGAGUGGGUAUGGGCUGUGGAUCCAUCUGCAUCACACAGGAAGUAAUGGCAUGUGGGAGGCCCCAGGGCACCUCCGUGUAUAAAGUGGCAGAGUACGCUCGCCGUUUUGGUGUGCCAGUCAUCGCUGAUGGUGGCAUUCAGACAGUCGGGCAUGUAGUGAAGGCUCUGGCUCUGGGAGCAUCCACAGUGAUGAUGGGCUCCUUGCUAGCAGCCACGACAGAAGCACCUGGGGAGUAUUUUUUCUCAGAUGGAGUACGGUUGAAGAAGUACCGUGGUAUGGGCUCUCUGGAUGCUAUGGAGAAGAACAGUGGUAGCCAGAAGCGCUACUUCAGUGAAGGUGAUAAGGUGAAGGUAGCUCAGGGAGUAUCUGGCUCGGUUCAGGAUAAAGGUUCAAUCCAUAAAUUUGUUCCAUACCUCAUUGCUGGAAUCCAACAUGGCUGCCAGGAUAUUGGAGCAAAGAGCCUGUCAAUCUUACGUUCUAUGAUGUACUCUGGAGAACUGAAGUUUGAGAAGAGGACCAUGUCUGCUCAGGUGGAAGGGGGCGUCCAUGGCCUGCACUCAUAUUCUUUUGUGCCAUUUAUGAGAAGCGGUUAUACUGAGGGUGGCAGCAGAGGCCAGAUGAGAGCAUUCCCCAAUGUUCCUACCCCAACUGUGACCAAACACAACGGAUUCAUGUGAUCCUGACACAUCCUACACUUCUCCCAUCCUCCCUCCUUCCCCCUGGUCACCUUCUCUGAAGAAAAGAUGGUCUGUUGUUCCUUACCUGCUGUGAUCUGCAGUGUGGUCCAGCAGCAGCAGUGCAAGUACCUGCAUGCUGACUUCAUAACACAGGCCUGAACAUUACUGUGCACUUUCUGCUCUUUCUAUUGCGUGAAACUGUAUCAGUGGGGUCUCUUGGCUUUUGCUGUGUAUGACAGUCCUGUCAUGUCCUCAGUGUGUGAUAGACCUCACAGGUUAGUAUAUACAGUCUAAUGCUUUCGAAUAUCAAGCACUGUGGCACCACACACUGUAACUUCCUCACCAUGGCACUCUGCAAGAAAACACAAACUCCUUUUCUUAGACUGUACAUUUAUCUUGUGGCCACUGUAACCAAAAAGUCUUAUCUGUGGGCCGACUAGCAAUAAACUGUGACCUGACUGGUUUUUAAGGCAUUAAGGGGAUCUAGGAAGCAAGCUAAAUAUAAUAAGAUUUAUGUGAAUGCAUGUGGGCUAGUUCACAAGCUGCUUGUUUCAGCAUGCUUCUUAGGUUCUCCCAAUAGCCAGCUAAGAAUAUGGAACCAGAAGCUAAGCAUUAGCCUUAAAAUCAGGGAUCCCCUCAACCUGCAUGCCUUAUGAAUGAAAGCAAAGCGUAGAACUAAGAUGUCACAUGAGAGAAAUCUCUGAUUGGAAUUGUAGUUUUUCAUUCAGACAUUGUGAGAGUCAGAGUCUUGACCAUUAGAAAUACUGGCAUAUAAUAAAGUACUCUGACAUAUGAUUUGUCAAGAACAAAAACAUGUUAACAAAUGGCUGCAGUGACGAAAAAAUGUAAUGAAAACAGUUUUUAUUAGACAUUGAACAUUCCUGUGUGGGUGACUUGGAUCCGAGUAGAGCGUCACUGUACAGUUUGCUUUUCCGAGAAGUGCACCAUGGUCCAGGUAUUUUGGUUAAUGGUGUAAGAAAAAUGUUAGUGUUGUACAUUUGCUUGGUGUAAUAUCAAGAGUGAUACUUUGCAGUGUAAGAAAUUGAUUGCUGCACAAUGAAUGUAUAAUGACUCCAUUCAUUUGUUCAAUCAAAGCAACAAUGUAAUAUAUGGAUGUGUACUUUGAUGGUGUGGAUGUGUGACUGUCAUUUUGUCCAAGUCAUUGUUUAAACUGAGUGGAAUGCAUAUGGAAAGUCACAUGAUUCCCUAUAUUUGUACAGAACCUGUUUGGAAGAGAAACUGCUAAAAUAAGUCUAUUUUAUUAUAAUACUUUAUUUUGUUGAAUGUUCCUGUAUUAUUUUUGACAACAUUCUUCUGCUGAGGUGAAGAAAUGAAGAUAUCAUAUAUAGUUUCUUUAAGUGAAAAAGUAGCCGCUAGGCCACUGUUUUAUAAGAAGGCCUAAAAUGAGCUCUCAAAUAAUCAAAUCUCCGUUCUUUAGCUAUGUAAAGCACAGAUAGAGCUAAGGAAGUUUGGUGUAUAUAAUCCGUGGUCAGAGAUAAUAAAGACUUCUCUGUAGGUCAGGCUUUUGCUGCUUAUGUAUUACUCUCUGUGCACUCAGUCAUGCAGUGCAAAAGAGUCGCAUUAAUAAAGAUGGUUAUAUAAUUAACAACAA